AUGGUUGUUCUUAGGGUUUCCUUCGGAGUAUUGGCCAUCAUUGCUCUUUCCUUUGGAGUAUUGGCCCCAACCAAUGAUGGGACAUCGAUAGACCAAGGAAUUGCAUAUGUGCUGAUGCUAGUCGCUCUAGUGCUCACAUACUUCAUCCACCCCCUUGAUGCCUCAUCCUACAGUUUGUUCUGAGUUAUAUUAUCAAAAGGAUGUGAUAAGCAAUGGAGAUUAGAGACUUCUUUUCGUUUUGGUUUUUUUUUUUUUUUUUUUUCUGGUCUGUUUAGUGGGGC
Molecule: messenger RNA, 281 nt
Organism: Telopea speciosissima
Lineage: Eukaryota; Viridiplantae; Streptophyta; Magnoliopsida; Proteales; Proteaceae
Product: arabinogalactan protein 20-like
Exons: 4
Coding region: 1-183 (60 amino acids)
Source: RefSeq, a predicted model, not a curated record